This is a messenger RNA of Aspergillus uvarum CBS 121591, 1191 nucleotides long. Its product is annotated as biotin synthase. NCBI's taxonomy places the organism in Eukaryota, Fungi, Ascomycota, Eurotiomycetes, Eurotiales, Aspergillaceae. The transcript has 3 exons. Gene Ontology annotation, cellular component: mitochondrion. Gene Ontology annotation, biological process: biotin biosynthetic process. Gene Ontology annotation, molecular function: biotin synthase activity; 2 iron, 2 sulfur cluster binding. The record is from RefSeq and is a predicted model, not a curated record. The coding region runs from base 1 to 1191 and encodes 396 amino acids.
AUGAUCUCGCUACGACAAGUCCUCCCGCGGACGGCCUUCCGCCGCGCGUACGGCACGGUGCAGUCGACCUCGCCCAGUGCGGCGGCGCUGGCCAGUCGAGUGCCGGCGGUGCUGCGUGAGGCGACCGAUGCCACCACGCCACGCACCAACUGGACCAAGGAGGAGAUCCAGCAGGUCUACGAUACCCCGUUGAACCAGUUGACCUAUGCUGCUUCCCUCAUCCACCGCAAAUUCCACGACCCCUCCGCCAUCCAAAUGUGCACUCUCAUGAACAUCAAAACCGGCGGCUGCAGCGAAGACUGCAGCUACUGCGCGCAAUCCACGCGGCACAACACGGGCCUAAAGGCGACGAAGAUGUCCGCCGUCGACGAAGUCCUCACGGCAGCCCGCACCGCCAAAGCUAACGGAUCCACGCGGUUCUGCAUGGGCGCGGCGUGGCGCGACAUGCGGGGCCGCAAGACCUCGCUCAAAAACAUCAAGUCGAUGGUCAGCGGCGUGCGCGAGAUGGGGAUGGAGGUGUGCGUGACGCUGGGCAUGAUCGACGAGGCGCAGGCCAAGGAGCUGAAGGACGCCGGCCUGACGGCCUACAACCACAACCUCGAUACCUCGCGCGAGUUCUACCCGUCCAUCAUCACGACGCGCUCGUACGACGAGCGGCUGCGCACGCUGGCGAAUGUGCGCGAUGCGGGCAUUAAUGUGUGCAGUGGUGGGAUCUUGGGGUUGGGCGAGAAGGAUGAGGAUCGCGUGGGGUUGAUUUUCACGGUGGCGAAUCUCUCCAAACACCCCGAGAGCUUUCCGGUGAAUGCCCUCGUGCCGAUUCCGGGGACCCCGUUGGGCGAUCGCAAGAUGAUCCCCUUUGAUCGGUUGUUGAGGACGGUGGCCACUGCCAGAGUCGUGUUGCCGGCGACGAUUGUGCGGUUGGCCGCGGGCCGGAUCUCGUUGAGUGAGGAGCAGCAGAUCGCGUGUUUCCAGGCGGGCGCCAAUGCGGUGUUCACCGGUGAGAAGAUGUUGACGACGGAUUGUAAUGGGUGGGAUGAGGAUCGUGAGAUGAUGGAGCGCUGGGGGUAUUAUCCUAUGAAGAGCUUUGAGAGGGAGGGGUUGGAGGCUGAGGUGCCCGGCAAGAAGGAGGAGGCCGAGCAGGCGGCUGUGUUGGAGGAGAAGUGGUUAGAUUUUGAGAAAUGGCAUUUAUGA